Molecule: messenger RNA, 3234 nt
Organism: Microthlaspi erraticum
Lineage: Eukaryota; Viridiplantae; Streptophyta; Magnoliopsida; Brassicales; Brassicaceae
Source: the annotation of a GenBank genome assembly
AUGCUGAUUGACAACAAUGGCUCUUUUGAGAUUGAUGACCAAUCCCAUAUGGAUGUCGAUGCCUCUCACAACCAGUCCGUGGCUUUGCUCACGCCCACAAGGCCCAACGAGGAUGGACCUACUGCGGAUACUGAUGAAGGCUCGCUGCCUGAACCCGGUACACAACCCGGCAAGCGCAGGAGGAAGAAGUCUAUGGUCUGGGAGCACUUCACCAUUGAAACCGCUAGCCCUGGAUCUACUAAAGCUUGUUGCAAACACUGCAGGAAAUCAUUUGCCUACAUAACUGGCCAAAAGUUGGCAGGAACAAGCCACCUUAAGCGUCACAUUCAACUGGGUAUCUGUCCAAUGAGCCGAGAGACCCACUCUCAGCUCCCACCAACCUCUGAAACCAAAGAUCCUACCACCACUUGUCCUCCCAAAAAACGCCCGAGGUUGUCUGCUCCAUAUAUGAAUGUCCCUCUGAAUCAGGAUCGUUGCUACAAUGAGAUGGCUAAGAUGAUUAUCAUGCAUGAAUAUCCGCUUCACAUGGUCGAGCAUUCUGGAUUUACUGGUUUCGUGCAGGCCCUGCGUCCCCAGUUCACUAUGGCAAGCUUCAAUACCAUUCAUGCUGAUUGUGUGACUAUGUACUUGUCGGAGAAGCAAAAACUUUCAGACUUCAUCACUGAGAUUCCUGGGCGAGUGAACCUCACCGUUGAUUUGUGGACAUCAAAUCAAUCAGUGGGUUAUGCGUUUGUGACAGGACACUUCAUUGAUCGGGACUGGAAUCUUACUCACAGGCUUCUAAAUGUCGCUGUUGUUCCUUCCCCUGAUUCAGAUUUUGCUUUAAAUCAGCCUAUUGCAGCUUGUGUAUCCGACUGGCAUCUGGAGAGAAGGCUUUCCAGCAUCACUGUUGGGCAAUCAGUAGUAAAUAAAACUUCUAUUGAAAACCUCAGAUGCUGUCUGUCUGCCAGGAACCAGCAUGUAAUGAACGGUCAGUUGUUGUUGGGGAAUUGCUAUGCCCGCCUCCUAAGCAGUAUGGCCCAGGAUGUGCUUGGAAAUGAGGGUCUUGAAACUCCCAUUAGAAAAGUUCGUGAUAGCGUGAAGUAUGUGAAGACCAAAGACAGUUCCGGAGAGAGGUUUGAUGAGCUGAAGAAACAACUUCAAACCCCUUCAACAAAAGAUCUCUGCAUUGACAACCUAACGAAAUGGGACACAACUUACAAUAUGUUACUGGCUGCAUACGAACACAAGGAAGUGUUUUCUUGCCUGGGAAACUGCGAUCUUGACUAUAAAAUGUCAACAUCUCCGGAAGAGUGGACAAAGAUCGAGAAUCUCUGCUCGUGCUUGAAGAUUCUAUUUGACGCGGCUAAUGUUUUGACUGGCCCAACCCGAUUGACAGCAAACGAUUUGUACCAUGAAAUUACAAAGCUUCAGCUAGAGUUAAACAACGCAGCCAUGAGUGAAGACCCAGAUGUCAGAAACCUGGCGAACCCAAUGAGAGAGAAGUUUGACGAGUACUGGAGAGGAUGCUUCCUGCUUCUGGCAGUUGCUGUGGUGAUGGAUCCACGCUUCAAGAUGAAGCUUAUUGAGUUUAGUUUCUCUAAGGCUUAUGGGGAAGAUGCAGAAAAAUGGAUCAGGAGUGUUGAUGAUGCUAUACGUGAUCUGUACCAUGACUAUACUGAACAGAGUCACUCCCUGAUGGAUGCUUAUGUGGGCCACGGGAAUGAUGGCUUUUCCGAAACAGAUAUGUCUCAAGUUCACUUCCAUGAUGAAUACCAACACUCAAAUGGGCUUACACAUGAUCAAAUAUAUGAACAGCCUGAAGAUGGCAAUCCGCUGAAUGGAAAACCAGGAGACCACGUUUUAGACGGUCAUGAGUCUCAAGAAGUUGCUCAGACUGAGGUAAAUCCACAGGCAACAGAAUCCUUACCUCAUGUCCAAGAAGAGAAAAUUGCAGAGCCUCUUCUUCAGGAAGAUCAGACAGGUCAUCCCGUUGAGGAAAUGCCACUGGAAAACCAGGGAGUGGAUGAUGACAAGGAUCUAACCCACGGCACGCAGCCGGUAGAGGAAAUGCUCGAGGACACUCAAGCAGUUGAGGAAGUGGAGAAAAAUGAUGAUGACAUUCAGCCUGUUGAAGAAAUCGUGGAGGACACUCAAGCAGUUGAGGAAGUGGCUCAUGAGGUACAAGUGGUGGAGAAGGAGCAUGAUGACAUUCAGCCUGUUGAGGAGGUAGGAGAUGAGACACAGUCAGUGGAGGAAAUGCUGGAGGAAACUACAUCAGUUGAGACUCAACUGGUGGAGGAAAAGCGUGAUGACAUUGAACAUGUUGAGGAAGUAGGAGAUGAGACACAGCCAGUGGACGAAAUGCUUGAGGAAACUCAACCAGUUGAGGAAGUGGCUCAGGAGGCACAGCUGGUGGAGGAAACGCAUGAUGACAUCCAGCACGUUGAGGAAGUAGAAGAUGAGACACAACCAGUGGACGAAAUGCUCGAGGAAACUCAACCAGUUGAGGAAGAGGCUCAGGAGGCACAGCUGGUGGAGGAAACGCAUGAUGACAUUGAGGCAGUUAAGGAAAUCGUCGAGGACACGCAUCCUGCUGAACAGGAGGCACAGCCAGUAGAGGGGAUAUUAGAGGAAGCGGCACCGUCAGUGGAGCCAAUCCCGGAGCACAGUGAAAGCCCACAAGAAGGCGAAGCUGUGCAACAAGAGCAGCAAUUAGAUCAAGGCAUAGCCUCAGAGCCACAAGAUGAUUCUCAAUCACAUGCGAUGCCACAGGAGGAAGCAGCUACGUUUGCAAUCCCUCAAGAAGGUCACCAUGUUGACGUCCUUCUCCAGGAAGGCCACCACCUUGAAGCAUCUUCGCAGGAGUUUCCCCUCAUCACCAUUGGAGAUGGGUUCUCGGACUUCGAGCUUUACAUCUCUGAGGUAGGCAGUCACCAGCAGAUGAAAUCGGAGCUCGACCAAUACCUGGAGGAAUCUCUGAUACCGCGAUCACAGGACUUUGAAAUUCUGGGCUGGUGGAGCCUCAACCGUACCAAGUACCCCACUCUCUCCAAGAUGGCAGCUGAUGUAUUGUCCCUACCCUUUUGCACUGUCUCUCCAGAUUCUGUUUUUGACACAGAGGUGAAGAAGAUGGACAAUUACAGGAGCUCCCUUCAACACGUGACCUUGGAAGCUCUCUUCUGCGCCAAGGACUGGUUCAAGCACGGCUCUUCCACUUCCACCUCGGAGAACAAUCUCAAGAGGGAAUCUUGA